This is a messenger RNA of Glycine soja, 1099 nucleotides long. Its product is annotated as CASP-like protein 4B1. The record is from RefSeq and is a predicted model, not a curated record. Bases 154 to 843 code for a protein of 229 amino acids. Lineage: Eukaryota; Viridiplantae; Streptophyta; Magnoliopsida; Fabales; Fabaceae. The transcript is spliced from 3 exons.
UCCAAAAUAAAAAAGUUCGAACAUUCACAACAAACUUUGCAUGCUUCUUUUUCUUCUUCUUCUUCUUCUGUUUCAUUGUUCUUCUUCACUUUGGUUUUCAUCUUUUCAAUUCGUUGUUGUCUAAAUUUUAAACCUUUGAAUCCAAAGAGUGUCAUGGAAGACCAGAAAGAGAAGAUUUCAGGUUCCAAGUAUUUAGAAACUAACAUUGACGUGCAGCCAGAGCCGUCUGUGGACAAACAUGAGCCGGAAACCGAUGACGGUGGCGCCACCGAAGUCCAACGGCAGUGGAAGAGGAAAGAGAUGCUAACUUUCGGCCCAUUAGGGCUAAGAGGAAUUGCUCUAUCUAUGUCUUUGUUUUCCCUCAUUUUUAUGGCUAGGAACAAGUAUGGUUAUGGGUAUGAAUUUGACAAGUUCGAAGAAUACAGAUACUUGGUGGCUGUGGCAACUCUAUCUACUUUGUACACUGCAGUUCAAGUGUUCCGACAAGUUCAUGAAAUUUCCACUAUGAAAAGCCUGAUGCAGCCAAGAACUGAAGGGUUGAUUGAUUUUGUUGGGGAUCAGGUUCUGGCAUAUCUCUUGAUAUCAUCAACGUCUUCAGCGAUUCCAUUAACAGAUCAAAUGAGGAAAGUUACAAUAAAUGUAUUUACGGACUUUUCAGCUGCAUCCAUUGCAUUUUCCUUAUUUGCCUUUUGCAGUCUAGCACUUUCAGCUGUUGUAUCAGGAUACAAACUCUCUACCCAAACUUAUACUCCUAUUGCUAUGGACUCUGAACUAGCACCAGAAACAGGGGCAAAGAGGAGAAUUAUCAGACCAAAAUAUUUGAAAGAUUACAUAACAAAAUGAGGAUGAGGUACGCAGCCAAGUCAGCAGAGAUUCUAGAAGAUUACCGUCAGAGAAGCUGUCCUCUGGCCUCAGUGCAAAUUCGAUCCACGCAGAGCACCCAUUUUGCAUGUUUUCGUGUUUUUAUUUCAAAUUCCUCCAAGGCACAAAAAGCCAAAAUCUGUUAGAAUUACAUACUCUAGAAUGAUCACAGAGCAUCUAUAAAUAGAACAUGAAUGUAAUACAAUGGAUUCAAGCAGAAAUAAUACAAACCUUCCUU